This is a messenger RNA of Rotaria sp. Silwood1, 1716 nucleotides long. The record is from the annotation of a GenBank genome assembly. NCBI's taxonomy places the organism in Eukaryota, Metazoa, Rotifera, Eurotatoria, Philodinida, Philodinidae.
AUGGCCACUUCGGAAGCACAUAGAGAUGCUAAAAAAUCACCUCGUAAUACAGGAUCAUCAUCAAAUGGAAACAAUCUUUCACCAAAUCCUGGCGUGCCAUCGUUUUAUAAACCAGAUAAUCCUAGUAGCAAUAGUUCAACUAUAGCAUCGAAUGAUCAAACUCGUUCUGACCGUUCCAAUUACAAUCGCGGUAUUUCUGUUAAUUCCAGUAAUCAACCAACAACUGGCAUCAAUAGCAACACUGAUGACAUGAUCGGCAAAACUGUCCAAUUCGGCAAAGACUCAUACGUCAUCAGAGGUUAUAUUACAUGUGGAGAACAUCAGUUAUUUGCACUUGAAUGUGAAAGAUUCAUAACAGGCUAUAGUGAUUUAUGUCCGAAAUGUGGUAAAAAACAUGUUGAACUACACAAAAACCGUGGCUUUUAUGCUUCGGUAAAUUCUGUCUAUAACGCGCUUGGACAACAACAGUUAGAAAAAGAACGUUUACAAGGUCGGAAAAAAAUUGAACAAUUAGUCAGUAUUACCGAUAAUUUACCUCCACUUGAUCGCCCAGUACUUGGUGAAAAUAAAGGCAUUGAAGGCGAUUCAAAUUCAUGCUAUAUGGAUGCAACUAUUUUCUGUAUGUUUGCUUAUUGUAAUGUAUUUGAUUCAUUACUACAUAUGGAAACUGACAAAAAUUCCAUAGAAAAAUUACAACAGUUGUUAAGAGACAAUAUUGUGCAUGUACUUCGAAGUAAUAUUGGUUUCGUUGAACGUGAUGCUUUAUAUAAUUUACGAGCUCAAUUAAGUGAAGCAACUGGUGAUCCAUCAUUUAAAGAAAAGGAAAAAGAUCCAAGUGAAUUUUUACGAGCACUUGAAGAACAUUUUCACUAUGCACCAUUAAAAACUAUUCCACCUGAUCAAUCACCAAAUCCAAAUGCAUCUAAUGUAACAACAAAUAUUAUGUGGGAAAUGUUUGAUGCUAAUCCACAAAAUUUGCUUUCAACAAAGAUAGCUAGUAUAUUUCGAAAUUCACUUUCUGAGAUUCCAGUUAAAUUAGCAACUAUUCCACCUUUUCUUAUUUUGGUUGCUCCACGUCAUACACCUUCAAAACGCUCUUAUCGUUAUAUUAUACCUGAUCGUCAAAUUAUUCUUGACAACGAUAUUGUACAACUUGUUUGUGUCAAAUGUGGAAAAACAAAUCAUGGUCAAGAUCAGCCACAUGAUUUUUUUUCAUGUGAUGAAUGCUAUUCGAAAGAAUCAUCAUCAUUAACCAUAUCAACAACCGAUGCUAAGGUUUUAUGUUAUUGUAGAGCUUGUUUAACUAAAUUGCAUAAAGACCGAACUCACGAAAUCGUUAAUCAUACUACAAGAAAAAUUGACAUGAACAAACAUAAACUUAAUCUCUUUGCUGUAUUAUGUAUUGAAACAAGUCACUAUGUUGCUUUUGUCAAAUGUAAACAACAAAGUCAACGACAUGAAUGGCUGUUUUUCGAUAGUAUGAGUGAUCGAAUUCAUAAUGAAAAGAAUAUACCUCUUGUCGAUCGUGUACCUGAUUUUGAUCGAUGGAUUGAUGAUGCUGAACAAGAUAAAUAUUUCUUUGAAGAUCUAGAUAGAGUUCGAAGUCAAGCAAGACCAUCUUCACAAAAAUUCGAUGAAAAUGGUAUGCGACAAUUACGUUUGUUUCGUGAUGGUGCUUUUUUCUUCUAUGAAAAUUCAAGUGUUAAUUAUCAAUAA